CUUUCCUAAACGACAAGUCAGGACAACGGUGCAAAUUAGUUAAAUAAGUUUGUUUAGAAAAAAUAUCGAAAAUCAAUUAUUGUGAGUGGUAAAAGUUGUUUUUGGCUAAGACUUAAAUAAUAAUUAAUGAGUAACUAGUCCGCUCGCUCCUAUGACUUUGAGUUUGAGACUCAGUCAUCAACGUAGUCUGCAACGUAGUUGUAAGGGAACGAAAAUAUUUUACACUGAGGACCUAUAAAUAUAAUAAUUUUAUGAUCAGCGUUGUCGUGUGGGCCCUACGGCUGCAGGAGGGGCUCAUAUAUAUAAAUUAAGUAGGGCCUAUGGGCAAGGGGACAAAGUUAUGUGUAAACAAUUUUUUAAUACUUUGGCAUUUGGUUUGAAGGCAGAAGGUACAAAACCUUAAAUUUGCAGGGGGCCUCCGAAAGUCAGGCGACUGCUCUGUCAUGAUAUGAUGUGUGUUUAUUAAUUUAUAACAAUAAUACAAAAGUAUUUCCAUUUAAAUUAUGCUGUUCUUUCGUGUUUGAGAGCUCACAUUCACAGACUCUCAGUCAACCUACUCGGAGUAUUCAUCUAAAAGAAGACUGAGGACUAUUAAGUAAAUUUUGUGUUGAGUUAAGGCUCUAGACUCUAGCUUUUUUAAUAAAGUAUUUGUUCUAAGUCUAAACAUCAAAAUCAAAGUUUGGUGUAGUUGUUUUGCGCAGCUAGGCUUGCCACUGACCCAAAAUUAAGCUGAACUGUCAAAUUAUUUCUUCAACUUCGGUCUUCAUUGAUCAUAAUCAUAUGGUAUUGUCAUAGUAGUUAGAUUUAAGUCGUAGUAAUGUAGUUAAGAACAGAAGGCCAUUGGCUUUAAAGUUAUAGUAUACAUUUUUAUAUCUGUUAAUAUUUCUUCCUUUAAAUUUUACCAUAUGAAAUAAGUCACAAAUAUAUAUUUAAUGAAAUUUAAGUACAUUGUAACUUUUGUAAGGGCUUUGAGACUUUGCCGUUUGCAGGGAGAGUAGAAUUAGAAUAUGGGAAACCCAGGUCUAUAUAAUAAAUGUCAAUGAAAUCAAAAUUCCUUAUUUAGUUUGUUCAUUUAAUCUAUCUAAGGAUUACUAGGAUGUGGUAAAUUUCUAAUAAAAAUCUAACUAGACCUUAGAAAUUAUCAAGUCUACUCUGUAUCAAUCCUUAUUUCAAUAAUUUUUAAAUUUUAUUAUAUUUUUUUAAAAUGUGAAUUCUCAUCUCAUUUAGACAACUAUGGCUAUUUUUGGUCAGUUGCUUCGGUCAGCUGGAAGGAGUUUUUCAACUUCAGCUGUCAGAAAAACACAGAAUUGGCAGCAGGAAGGAAUUCCAGGAUCAGUAAGAUUUUAUUAAUAAAAAUAGGAAUUAAAUUUUUAAAAUAAUCAAAAUCACAUUAAUAUUUAGUAAUGUAAUUAAUUAACCCUAUCUGUGGCAACUGGGGGUAAUACAGUAAUGUAAUUAAUUAACCCUAUCGGUGGCAACUGGGUGUAAUAAAGUAAUGUAAUUAAUUAACCUUAUCAAUUGCAACGGGGUGUAAUACAGUAAUGUAAUUAAUUAACCCUAUCGGUGGCAACUGGGUGUACACCCGGAGACAGACUUUGAUUGCUUAUAUCUCAAGUGUCCUUUUAAUUUUAAUAAACUUUUUUAUACUCUAUCUAAUCCACAAGGUAGUUGGAAUGAACACUUUGGUAGAUGCAAUUGUAUCAAACAUGCGAAACUGGCUUAUUUUUUGGGCCUUAACAUUUUUCUACAGUCCAUCUCAACUGGAUGUAACAUACCCGUACAUAAUUUAACAGAAGAAAAAAAAACUUCUAAACUGGCUUGUGAACAUUUUUUGUUGAUUGUUGUUGAUGAUUUUAGUCUGUAAUCCAUGCCAUAAUAUAGAUUUUAAAUUUUGACAAAAAAUAAAUAUUCUGAAUGGAUUUGGGUACCAGCGUACCAACAAUAAUAACAUAUAUUCAACUUGACAAACCAUUUAAAAGUAGACCAGUCAUAUAUACACAUGGAAAUUAGGGGCUUUGUAGCUCAGUUUGCACAGUUUUCACAUAAACGAACAAAAUGUUCUUUGCAACUAUCUAAUAAACUGACUGCGUUUAAGUGGUUUGGACAGCUGUUUGAAGUGUUUGCAAAGAUUUCCAAACACUGGCGGUGUUCUGCCUCACAACAUCUUCAUGCAUCGGGAUGGAUCGUCUCUACUUAAGCAGGGGUGAGGAAAUACGCAACGUCAAUAUUGACUUCCUGUUUUCUUCUUGUAUUCAUGAGACAUUGAGUUAUUCUGAUAUUUAUAUUUAAAUGCCACUCUUGCUACAAUUGUUGCCAAGUCAAAAAUGUUGAAAAACACAACCAAAGACCAUCUUUUACUUUUAGUUUUUUUGUUUUCACAGAGACCACCUAUGCCUCCUUUGAUUUUGUUGUAAUAGAUCACAAUCUCUGGUUUCUUGCAUUCAGUUUCACUUUCUAUAUCUGGACAAUUGUGUAUUGUGUUCAAGAGCAAUACAUUUUUCUGCUUUGAGCUCCGUUAUUUGUCAAGGUUGUUUCUAGUCUGAACAAAAAAAAUGAUUUUGGGAAUAUCUUGUUCUGUUUCACUGUUCCAACUAGGGUUAGUUGGUUCUUGGCCAUUGGUUCUGCAAGUUGUAGAAGAAUGAAAUAAUAGUCUGUUUUGAAAUUGCGGCCACUUCCAUGGAAGUGCGUUGUGAGAGACAUGACAGUCUCUGGUGAUAUUCCAACAUUUCUCUUUGCUGGCAGGCCACUUGCAUUUUCUUUGCUGAGAUAUGGGCAGCCUUUAAGAGGAUAGUUCGAAGACGAUUCGCAGGCCCAGAAGAUUUUUAUUCCAUACAUUGAAUAAAUCUGCACCGACCUCUGAAACCAACCAGUUCCUCUCCUACUGUGAUGUUCUCUCCAGGAAAAAAGUACCUUGCUAAAUUACUUGGGAAUACUUCUCAUACAUCUCUUAAGGGAUCAAAUAUGUCACGAGCCAGUAAUGAUUAUUCUAGUAUCCUUGUUGUCAAAGCCAAUAUGAAUCAGAAGUUUGCUGAAUCUCUGCAUUGAAAAUGCUGCCCUAAAAUGAGGAUUUCCAUCAACAUGUCUGAAUAAAAAUUCCAUUGAAAUGCUGUUGAGGUGAAGAGUGUGUAGAAGAGCAGCCAAUAAAAGCUUUCAUUUAGACUUAAAUCACAUCAGUCCUGUGCCAUUUGUUUUCUUUUACUUUCUUGCCUUCCCUGCUGGUGCAGUGGCUAUUGUUUAUAUCAUUUUUUUAUUACUGUACAGAACAAUUUAAUGCUUCAAUGGGAGAAACUAUGUGAUGUGUGAAGGGAAUUCGGUUACAAGGCAACUAAAUCAUGCCACAUUGUAAAAAAGAAAUUAACAUAAAGAGAUAAAAGGGGGAGAGACUGCUAUGGGGUUAGCAAAAUAAGAAAUGAGUAAAACAAAGUAUAACAAUUUUAUUCGGUUGUUUGUUCGCUGACGAAGGCUUCAUGCUGACACAUUCAUUGUUUUGUUGUGUUCCAUUUUUCAGGUUUGACCUUACUUUGUUUUACUCAUAUCCUAUUUUGCCAUUUACUGUGUUAUAAGAAAUAUAGGUGUAACCCACCCAGUUGCCAGGAAUCGCCAGAAACCCUUUUUCCCAUUAUAGUAAGUAUACGAGUGUGCCACAGCCAGUCACGAUGGACAGGGUAUAUAAUAUGUUGCCGUGGAUGGGGUUAAUUAGAUUUUUUUUAAAUAUAAAAGAUACCCUAGAGUAAUGUCAUUGUAUUUUGAUGUAAAUAAUUCUAACCCUUCAUAACCCUUCAUAAAACAAAACAAAUAUCGGUCUUAGAAAUAACUGCUAUAUCUUAUGAAUCUGCAAAACAUGUUGGUUGCUUCCUAUUCUUUAGUUUACAUAAAAUUAAUAUUGCUCUUACAAUUAUCCUACCAGUUUCAUAAGUAUGGUUUAAAUGAAUACAAAUCUGAAUGUUCUUCUGUAAUCAAUUCUGACAUAUUUAUGAUAGAUUUUUUAAAAACUAACUAAAACUUAAAUCAAAGUACCCCUGUGGCAUUUUAUGAGUUUAUUGUUUACUUAUAUUUUAGUUUUAUAUAUCGUCAAAGACCAGAAAUGUUCUUUGGCAUUUUAAAUACCAAGUAUGACAUAAAAUGAUAAACAAAACUGGCAUUUAAAAUGUAUGUUAAAUAUUUCAAGACUAUAAAUUUUUCAUAAAUUUAUUAUCACAGCUGGUAUAGAGCUUUAUUUUUAACACAGUAUUAGGCAAAGAUGUACUUUUAAAAACCAGCUAUGACAAAACUCUAAAACCUCUCAAUUGUUUAAAAUAAUUUCUGUAAAAUUCACUACAAUGUUAUGAUUUUUAUACUCAACAGAACCUCCCCUUUGACAUCAAUAACAAGAUAAAGUUGACUCUCAACUUCAUCAUAUUCUUUAGUACUGGAUUGACAGCACCUUUCCUACUAAUGCGUCGACACUUACUGAGCCUUUACACGCCUGAAACUGUACCUAUCAAAAGUAGAAUCAGAACUAAGCCAGUUAUUGAUGAGGUUGAAAUUGAUGGAGACAUGGAACAUUGUUAAGUUCAGCAUUCAAUUUUGUCCAACAAGUUAAGAACUGUCAAGAUGUUCUGUUGUACUAAUGAUUAAGUGCUAUCAAGACGUUCUGUUGUCAAGAUUUUCUGUUGUGUCAAUGACUGUUUGUUGAUAAAUAAAUAUUUCAAUUCCAAUUUUUUCAAAACUUUUUAUUAUGAAUAAAAAAGAUGAAUACUCUUGUAA
This is a messenger RNA of Lymnaea stagnalis (great pond snail), 4746 nucleotides long. Lineage: Eukaryota; Metazoa; Mollusca; Gastropoda; Lymnaeidae. The record is from the annotation of a GenBank genome assembly.